Molecule: messenger RNA, 1570 nt
Organism: Juglans regia (Persian walnut)
Lineage: Eukaryota; Viridiplantae; Streptophyta; Magnoliopsida; Fagales; Juglandaceae
Product: probable folate-biopterin transporter 7
Exons: 2
Coding region: 83-1405 (440 amino acids)
Cellular component (GO): membrane
Source: RefSeq, a predicted model, not a curated record
GAAAAGAAAAAAAAGAACAGAAAAUACAGAGACUCUCUCUCUCUACUCUCAGAUAGAAACGAAUUGGACUCUUUGACGGAAAAUGGUGUCGUCUUCAGAGGGUGGGGAUCCGAACCCGAUCCGAAAGCUUCUGGGGCUCGGGUUCUGGGUUCAGGGCUUCAGGUGCUUCCCAUUGAUGGCUUUGAACUUCUUUCUCAAGGACGGCCUCAAUGUCGACUCCUCCGCGCUCCAGCUCCUCCUCAACUCCUCCAACUUCCCCAUGGUCGCCAAGCCUCUCUACGGCAUAGUUUCUGACGCUGUCUACAUCAAUGGCCAGCAUCGCAUUCCCUACAUCGCCGUCGGAGCUUUAUUACAAGCACUGUCAUGGCUAGCUAUAGCAAUAAUCUCCCCGUCAAGCAUCUCAAUCUUCACCAUUACUGUAUAUCUCCUCCUCAGUAACCUUGGCGCUUCAAUAGCGGAAGUUGCGAAUGACGCCAUUGUUGCAGAGGUAGGAAAACAACCAACUUCCUCUUCUAAAAUUUCUCAACCGUCUUCCUCAGGAGAGCUCCAAUCAUAUGUUUGGAUGGCUUCCUCUGCUGGUGGAGUCCUUGGAAACCUCCUAGGUGGUAUUGUGAUUGAUCGGUUCUCUCCCCAAACUAUGUUCCUGUUUUUUUGCCUGCUCCUUGCUCUCCAGUUUUUCAUCACCGUUACUGUUCUCGAAAGCUCUCUUAACCUUCCCAAGAGCAAAGUCAAUGCUGGGAUUAGAAAACAACUUUCACAGCUCUCAGCCGCAUUAAGAAAACCUGAGAUUGCUUACUCAAUAACAUGGUUUGCAGCAUCUUAUGCCAUAAUUCCAGCACUAACUGGCACCAUGUUCUUUUACCAGACGCAAUAUUUGAAGAUUGAUUCAUCAGUAUUGGGUCUCUCUAAGGUGUUUGGUCAGGCAGCUAUGCUUCUAUGGAGCUUUAUCUAUAAUCGUCACUUGAAGACAGUCCCACCAAGGAAACUGAUUUCAGCUAUUCAGGCAUUGAUGGCUGUAUUUAUGAUAUCAGACGUGUUGUUUGUGAAGGGGUUCUACAAAAUGAUGGGUGUGCCGGAUGCUGUCUAUGUUGUGAUUUUCUCAGGCUUAUUGGAGGUUCUCUUCUUUUUCAAGAUUCUGCCGUUCAGUGUUCUGAUGGCGCGGUUCUGUCCUCCAGGAUGUGAAGGAUCCCUAAUGGCAUUUGUCAUGUCUGCUAUAGCCCUCGCAUUCAUAGUGAGUGGAUUCCUUGGCGUUGCACUUGCAUCAUAUGUUGGGGUUACAGGAGAUCAGUUUUCUGGGUUUCCUCUUGCCCUCCUAAUACAGGCAAUGUGCACGGUUUUGCCAAUUUAUUGGUUAUCCUAUGUACCUGAUGACCUGAAAUUCAAAUCCAGGACUAAAAAGGAGUAACUUUUGACACAGGCAAUUUCAAAAAGAGGGACGCAUCUUUGGUUUAUCAUUUCUUCCCUUACAAUUUUCUCCUUUUCUUUUUCUUCUAGUGUACAAUAAUACUUCCAUACAAUACAAUAUUUGUAUAUCAAUUAACAAAUAAUCGUAUUCUACUGUUUUGUUCAA